Messenger RNA from Paramecium tetraurelia, 912 nucleotides. RefSeq lists its product as uncharacterized. Gene Ontology annotation, cellular component: membrane. The record is from RefSeq and is a predicted model, not a curated record. Gene Ontology annotation, molecular function: palmitoyl-(protein) hydrolase activity. Lineage: Eukaryota; Ciliophora; Oligohymenophorea; Peniculida; Parameciidae. The transcript is spliced from 5 exons.
AUGUCUAUCAUUACUUUGAUAAUUUGCUUAACCACACAAAUGAGAUGCCGUUCAGCGUUUAAAGGAAUAAAACGCUAUAUAGAAAGAAUACUGGAUAGACUGAUUUUUCCAGCAAGAUCAUGCAAAGAAUACCAGAGCUUAAACGCUUAAGAAGUUAAAUACUUUAGUGUUGUUAGAAGAAAUGCAGGAGAAGGCAAUCAAAAUUAGAGGUGCAAUAAUAUUGAAUUUAAUAGAAUUGUCCCUUACGCCUUCCUUAGAAACGAACUGUAUCCAAAUACGAAAUACUAUGUCAUCUAUUUUCAUGGAAAUGGGGAGAACAUUGAUGAUGCAGCACAUCUUGUAAGGAAGCUUAUGAAGUCUUUGAAGUUUCAUGCAUUCUUAAUAGAAUAUCCUAAAUAUGGAAUUUAUUAAUAUACUGAAACAAAUGCCAAGAUAAUUUUAGAAGAUUCCAUUCUGGCAUACGAGUAAAUCAAAGAAGAAAAUAAGUUAGAUGAUAGUCAAAUAUACAUUUUUGGGAGAUCAAUAGGAACAGGACCAGCUAUCCAUGUUGCUUCUUAAAAAAAUUGCAGAGGUUUAGUUACUAUUUCUGCUUACAGGUCUAUCAAAUAACUUGUAAGAGGAAUGGUUUUUGGUGUUGGAUUCUUUGUCAGUGCUAUCAUGGAUGAAAGAUUUAACAAUGAAGAGAACAUUGCAAAAGUUCGAUGUCCUGCUCUAUUUAUACAUGGUGUUGAUGAUACUCUCAUACCUUCUCAUCAUUCAAUUUUCCUUUAAAGAAAAUUAUAUAAUUAAAAUCAAAAUGCACGAUAGGAAUUAUUCUCUAAUAUGAAUCACAAUAACAUUGAAGGAUUUGAAUAUGAGAUUUCAGAGAAAAUUGCGCUAACCUUCUAAGAAUUGAGUAAAGCAAAUGACUGA